Vicia faba (fava bean) is the source of this 510-nucleotide messenger RNA. The record is from the annotation of a GenBank genome assembly. Lineage: Eukaryota; Viridiplantae; Streptophyta; Magnoliopsida; Fabales; Fabaceae.
AUGAUUCAGAUUAUGGACAUUGCUUUCAACAAUUUCAAUGGAAAACUAUCUGAAAAAUAUUUCAAAACUUGGGAAAGAAUGAUGCUUGGUGAAGAUGGUGAUGUAUCGGACUUCAACCUCCUACCGCAGAGGCGCAUUGUCUCAUAUUAUAAAGAUAGUGUUACAAUUACAUGCAAAGGCCAACAACAGGAGUUGGUUAGAAUUCUAAAAGUUUACAAAGCCAUUGAUUUCUCAUCCAAUUUUUUUGAAGGACAAAUACCUGAGUCGUUGAUGGACUUCAAAUCAAUUUAUAUUUUGAAUUUUUCAAACAACGGUCUUACCGGUGAAAUCCCAUCUUCUCAAAUAACUCCUUGGUUGGUGAAAUUCCAGUGGAACUGGCAAGAAUGUCCUUCCUUUCUUAUUUGGACCUCUCUUUCAAUCAUUUCAGGUACUCAACUUCAGUCAUUUCAAGCUUCUUGCUUUGAAGGAAAUGAUGGACUAUAUGGUCCUGUUUACAGUUGUUUUUGGUAA